AUGUCGAAGAGAAUAAUGUGUGAAGUAUUCUGUACUGCUGAGGACUUAGGAAUGGACAUCUUUUAUAGCGAUACGGACAGUAUGCAUCUCUACAAUGAAGAUAUCCCUCGUUUAGCUGAAGAGUUUGAGAAACGUUAUGGAAGAGUUCUCAUUGGUAAAAACCUUGGUCAAUUUCAUAGCGACUUUGCAGAAAUCACACCUGGAAAACAAAGUUUAGCAUACAAGUCAAUAUUUUGUGGAAAGAAGACUUACAUAGACUUACUCACGAAUGAUUUAAAUGAAGUUGCAUUUCACUGCAGAAUGAAAGGCGUGAAGCAAGAUGUUAUUGCUUUAACCGCUAAUGAAAUAUUUCCUGACUCUGUUCAGUGUUUCUAUGAUGAAGAUAAAGGUUUAAUGGUUCCGCAAGGAACAUAUGACAAAGACUCUGAGUUCAGUUUAAUGAAACUUUACAAAGCACUUCAUGAUGGUCAAGAGAUUGGAUUUGACUUAUGUAAGUCUUCUAGUCCUUGCUUUGCUGAAAAGUUUAACUUCUCAAUAACGACUAAAAUAAGCUUUAUUCGUAAGUUGAAGUUCUGA
This is a messenger RNA of Trichomonas vaginalis G3, 576 nucleotides long. RefSeq names its product organellar and viral DNA polymerase type B. Lineage: Eukaryota; Parabasalia; Trichomonadida; Trichomonadidae. Gene Ontology annotation, molecular function: nucleotide binding; nucleic acid binding. The transcript has a single exon. Bases 1 to 576 code for a protein of 191 amino acids. The record is from RefSeq and is a predicted model, not a curated record.